Molecule: messenger RNA, 594 nt
Organism: Didymosphaeria variabile
Lineage: Eukaryota; Fungi; Ascomycota; Dothideomycetes; Pleosporales; Didymosphaeriaceae
Exons: 1
Coding region: 1-594 (197 amino acids)
Source: RefSeq, a predicted model, not a curated record
AUGUGCAUUGCCGAACUCAACGUUUCACUCAUGCCUUGCCGGCACCGCUGGUACCACCUGUCACGCCCCUGCAGCCCGUCCACCAACCUCUCCAACUGCGACAAGAAGCUUGGUCUGGCAGGAUGGGAGAUCAAGUGCGACUUCUGUCCCUAUUGUUCAGCAUGGAAUCUUUCCGACUCUGAAUACCGCCUUGUCGGCAAUGAUCGAGCUCCUGCUGUCGGAGGUCUGUCCCGCACGCCAUCCCUCAGCCUGAAUACCGCGCGCCGUGAGUCCCGUCGCGGCAGCCUGUCCAGGACCGACAGCAGCAACAGCAUCGCAAUGCUGGCACAGGAGAAGAACCGCGCGCUCAACGCUCGUGUGGACGCAUACCUGAGGGUCACUACAGAGCCGCCCCUUCCAUCGCCAUAUCCGGCUCCGCUGCGCGAAGUGAACGAGGACGAUAGCGUAGCCCUGUCCAGCAGUCCCAGUGACACUUCCAGCGAAGGACCAGAGAGCGUGCGCCACUCGUCUACCUCAACUCAAGGCGACUCGGUAAGCAUUCUCAAGAGAAUGCGUUACAAGUCGAAGAGGCUGUCCAUGAGCAUCUUCAAAUGA